Messenger RNA from Stylophora pistillata, 1009 nucleotides. RefSeq lists its product as uncharacterized. NCBI's taxonomy places the organism in Eukaryota, Metazoa, Cnidaria, Anthozoa, Scleractinia, Pocilloporidae. The record is from RefSeq and is a predicted model, not a curated record.
AUAAAAGUCGACAAUAUUGUUCGAUAAUCAACGUUUCUGAAACCUUUCCGAGAGAGGGGAAGGUAACAUGAGUAAUCCAACGGGCGGUUCUGGUUCCCCAAACUUCCCAAUGGACGUCAUUUUCAACUCUCUUCGUGAACUGCAACAAGAAAAAGAGAGACUUCAGCAGCACUUUAACGGAGAGAAAUCUCGUUGUCGAAGCUUGGAAAUCAAACUUGAGGCUUGUCAAUCAAAACAUUACCAGAGCAUUGAGAAACACUGCAAAAUGUUAGAAACAGUAAAUGCAGCUAAACAGAAGGUUCUACAAACCCAGCUACAGGCAACGAGACUGAAAGAACUAAAUGAUGGAAAGAGUGCAAGAAUCGCUGAGCUUCGCCGACAAAUUUGUGAAGUAGUGAAGAAAGAAGACGAGGAGCUAAAAGUCUUUGAGAACAAGCUUGCAGACCUAACGAGUAACUUCAGGGAUGCGCGAAACUAUUAUACAGAGGAAAAUGUAAGGAACGAAUUGGAACAGUGGAGCAGGAAAGCUGAUGAGACUAAAGCAGAAGUUUUUAAAGAGGACAAAGUGUUGAAAGAUUUGACUGACAAGUUCAACCAGCUGCAGAUGGAAAAUAAGAAAGCAAAAGAUGAGCUCAAUUGUAAGCUGGAGUUUGAUAUUACCCCCGAAGAAUUGCAAAUCGCUUUGAGAGUUUUUGAAGAAAUGAAUCAGAAAUCAAAAGACGACCUUAAAGAAUCCGAAAAACAGCUGGAAGAAGAACUAGAAAGAAUCAAGCGAGGAAAUGACACGUCUGGAGAAGAGAGUGUGGUAAAUAAGCAUAUCAUUGCAGCGAAAAAUUCAAACAUAACAGCCAAUUGUGAAGGUCCAUCUAUGUUUACUGGGUGCAGUUUACAGGCAGAGUCAAACCAAACAGCAGUCCACGGGCAACUAAGCACUGUCAAUCCUCAGUACUUCAGACUUGACAGCCGUUCCAGUGCAGCAGGAAUGAAAGGCAAUCUGAAAUCAUUUUAA